UUGCGACGAAGAAGAGUCACUCCAGUUCCAGCCGAAGAAAAAAGAGGUGUCUCUCAAUCUAUAAUACCAGAUCGUAAAGAUACUCUUUUUUUGGGCAAGCAACAUCGGAAGCGGAGGCAUUUUAAUUAAUUUUGUAAGAAAAUUUUGAAAAGAUAAGCAACAAGAUGCACCUCCUACGACUUGGUGGACUGAGGAUGAGGCGAACCAGCGGCGGAGUUGUUGGGGGCACAGGGGUGUUCACGUCAUCUCCCGCAUCCGCAUUUUCGGAUCAACAACAAGCCUUACGAGCCGUGGAUGGAGUAAACUUGGCAAAAAAAUCGAAAACAUCAACAUCCUUCUCGUUGACUCAUUCCGCCAACAAAAUUUUCAUCUACGUUGUGGCCAUGGUCGUCCUCAUCUUUGCCUUCUCGUCAUAUGCUGACAAGUAUGGCGUGUCUGCGAUGCCGAGAUGUGCUCCUUGUCCAGGGGGCGAAUGUCCCGAGCCACCAGCAGGGACUUGCACGUACGGAGUCGUAACUAAUUUCUGUGGGAGGAGGAUUUGCGCAAAGGGACCCGGCGAGGUGUGUGGGACAGGAAUGUUUAAAAUGCUUGGGGCUUGCGGGGAUGGCAUGACCUGCAGCUGCGGACGAUGUAUCGGGUGUUACAUAAAUACUAUGGAGUGCUUCGAUAAAACGUGUACCAAAUGAUGGUGAUCAUCAUCUUGAUUCGAUAUCUGACUUAUCCAACAACACUAUUAGUACUUUCAACUAUGCUCUGACUAUUCACACUAUUUUAGUGUAAAAAUAUUUCUAUGCAGAAAUAUUUCUUCUCAUUUUUUGUGAUGAAAAACUACUAAAUAUCUAGAUUUAUGAGUCUCAUUUUUGUUAUUUCAAGUUUUAAACAUUGGUCUAUGCCUUGUAGGCCAAUUUUACUGUCCUAAUCACCAACCCGUCCUGUCCUGUAAGAAUUAGGGGUUUCCUAUAUUUCUGAUAUAUGUAUGUACUCGUCUCUUGCUGUGGUAUUCUUUUAUCUAUUUCCGUAACUUUAAUCUCAGAUCUGUCUCAUCUUUCCAUAAUUUGUGAAAACAUUUACUAUACAUUCCUGACAUUCUAAAUACGCUCGACGUACAGAUUAACAAGCGUCAUAAUAAAAGUUAUUGAAAAGCUUUUAAUGA
Molecule: messenger RNA, 1153 nt
Organism: Folsomia candida
Lineage: Eukaryota; Metazoa; Arthropoda; Collembola; Entomobryomorpha; Isotomidae
Exons: 5
Coding region: 165-686 (173 amino acids)
Source: RefSeq, a predicted model, not a curated record